Uloborus diversus is the source of this 1335-nucleotide messenger RNA. Its product is annotated as crustacean hyperglycemic hormone-like. Bases 123 to 437 code for a protein of 104 amino acids. Gene Ontology annotation, cellular component: extracellular region. Lineage: Eukaryota; Metazoa; Arthropoda; Arachnida; Araneae; Uloboridae. The record is from RefSeq and is a predicted model, not a curated record. Gene Ontology annotation, molecular function: neuropeptide hormone activity. Gene Ontology annotation, biological process: circadian rhythm. The transcript is spliced from 3 exons.
GUGAAAUGUAUAAAGAGAAAAGCAUUUCGUAAAGGAUCAUACCAAUUAGCUAUUCUUCGAUUCGAUUCGGAAAAGCAAAACCCGUGUCCUCAGCUCCGUGCAGCAGAACUCAACGGACUAAGAUGGCGCCUCUCAGCUAUCCUUUGUGCAUAUUCACCGUGGCGGUCACCCUUUGCGAGUGCGCGCACGUCCUGACGAAGAGGAGCUUCGUCCAACAGGGAUGCAUGGGAAUGUUUGACCGCUCCAAGUUUGCCCGUCUCGACUCAGUCUGUGAAGAAUGCUACGAGCUGUACCGAGAGCCCGACGUUUCAGUCAUAUGCAGGUCAGAAUGCUUCAAAAACAGAGUCUUCCAGAAGUGCGUUAAUGCUCUUUUGCUCCAAGACGAACAAGAAGAACUAAACAACUCAGUUGAGCAACUCUACGGACGGAGAAAAUAAAAACAUUGCACCAUUUGAACAUUCUUAUUAGGAAUAUGGGGCCAUUCAUUAAUUACGUAAGGGUCCCGAGGGGGAGGGGGAUGGAAAAAUCUACAUACCCUUACUUAGGGGGGGGGGGCAAACCCAUUCUUACGUAAUAUAUUCCAAGUCGAUAUUUUAAAUCAGAAAUAGCGUGGUCUAGCGGUUUGGCAGGGAUUAUAUUUCAUUUGCGUUUGGCAGGUAAAAAAGUAUUAGGGUGAGCUAUUCUUUAUUUGUUUUACAAAGAAUGAAUAGUGUAUAAUAUAAUAAAAGAAUCGCACUCUGUAUGGUAUGUUUUAUUUUUAAUUGGUAUCGCAUUAAAUGCAAAAAAUUGUCUAAAAAACAUUCAAUCUCGAUUCCAACUUUUUAGUAAACAUUUCUUCACACAAAAAAGGUUUAAUGUAAUAAUGGGGAAUUAAGUAACGAUUCCAGUGAUGUAAGAUUUGUUAUUUUAUUAAGUCGAAAAACCAAAUGGAAUCUUACGUAAGAAUAGGGGGGGGGGGGGGUUGAAAAAUCUUACGUACCCUUACAUGGGGAGAGGGAGAGUCAAAAAUUGCCAGAAUCAUACUUACGUAAUUAAUGAAUGGCCCCCUAUGCACUUUGAAGAGCUUAAAGUUGCGUUCAUUUUUUUUAACGCACUUUGUUUCAUUCAUCCCUUUUUAUUUUGCACUAUAUUUGUUGAGAUUAUUUAUAUUCACGAAGACACGGCGGUGAAAUGUCAUGUUGUGACGCCAUUCAUCCCGUGUCGCUCAUUGGCCAGAACAUUCAUUUAUCUGUGUUAUUUAUUGAACCACACCUUUAUUGUUUUUGGAUUUUGAAUAGGAGAAGAAAUAUUAUACUAUUUUAUAUAUAUCUGUGAUUUUGUCGUCAAAUGAAUAAA